CCAAAACAGGAAAUCAUGAUGCUCGGCGUAGUGGCGGCAUCCUCGGCUUCUUCUACACUACAACGCACAACCCCACCUUCUUAGCCGCUGCAACAUCAUCAGCAACCUCAUCAGAGAUAAUAGCAGCCGCAAUUCGUCAUGUUGGAAGGCUUCAUCCCAUUUUCUGUAGUCACACAAGAGUCGCCGAGCGUCACCAUCGCCGGCGUCCAAAGCGCUGAAUCGUCUCUGCCGCCGCUGCUGCUGCUCCAUGGCUUCCCGCAGACAUACCACAUGUGGCACACCGUUGCGCCACAGCUUGUCGACAAGUACAAUGUGAUUAUCCCUGAUAUUCGCGGAUACGGCAGCUCCUCCAAGCCAGACGGCGUCGAGGCAUACGCCAAGAGUGCCAUGGCUCGGGACAUGGUGGUACUCAUGGACAAGCUCGGCUACAAAGACGAGCAAUUCUACGUCUGCGCGCAUGACCGUGGUGCUCGCGUCGCUCACAAGUUGUGUGUUGACCACCCUACCCGAGUCAAGGCCGCCAUUCUGUUGGAUAUUUGCCCGACAUUGGCCAUGUACGAAGCGACCAACUUGGACUUUGCAAAGGCGUACUUUCACUGGUUCUUCCUCAUCCAGGCGGCGCCCAUGCCCGAGCUUGCUAUUCUUGGCGCCGGGCAGAAAUUCUCAGAGUUGUACUUUGGUGCCCGUCAGGGAGACUCGCUCACCAUCUUUACGGAAGAGUGCUUCCAGAUUUACUCUGCUGCGCUUCGAGACGAGCCAACGGUACAUGCCAUGUGUAAUGACUAUAGGGCGGCAGCAACGGUGGAUAUGGAAGAGUCUCGCGAGGACUUGAAGAAUGGUAGACUGAUAAAGUGUCCAUUGCGUGUUAUUUGGGGAAAGAAGGGUGUUAUUGAGGCCAUGUUUGAUGCCGUCAAGGAGUGGCAGGCUGUUAGCGAUGCUUCCAUCAAGGUGGAGGGUUAUGCGGUGGAAUCUGGGCAUUAUGUGCCAGAGGAGAGGCCAGAUGAUGUCGUCAAAGCAAUUUGCGAGUUUCUGUGUUAACACGUUCAAAGAUUAAUUGUGCUUCAACAUUAACAAUAAAAUAUUUACACAAUUUAACAGUAUAUAAAAGUCAAGUAUUUCUGUACGCUUAGGUAGGCGUCCCAGACGGUACACGCGAGGCGUCAUGCGGAUGACAACCAGUUCUGAUUAAUCGCAGCUUGCCUCAAUUUCCCAAUAAAAGUCUAAGAAUUGUACUAGUAGAGGUUUACUUGAGAACAUUUUACUAUUAUUUUCUCUUCUUU
This is a messenger RNA of [Torrubiella] hemipterigena, 1280 nucleotides long. Lineage: Eukaryota; Fungi; Ascomycota; Sordariomycetes; Hypocreales; Clavicipitaceae. The record is from the annotation of a GenBank genome assembly.